Nicotiana attenuata is the source of this 2607-nucleotide messenger RNA. Its product is annotated as pentatricopeptide repeat-containing protein At5g50390, chloroplastic. Gene Ontology annotation, biological process: RNA modification. Gene Ontology annotation, molecular function: RNA binding; zinc ion binding; protein binding. The record is from RefSeq and is a predicted model, not a curated record. The coding region runs from base 361 to 2469 and encodes 702 amino acids. NCBI's taxonomy places the organism in Eukaryota, Viridiplantae, Streptophyta, Magnoliopsida, Solanales, Solanaceae. The transcript has a single exon.
ACCAUGGAGGUCAUGAUAUUUCCCUUGAAAAAGGAAAGAUCUUCUCUUCAUUGGUUACCAACAACUAUCAACUACCCAACGGCCGAAGCCGAAAAAGGAAAAAACUAAAAUAAAAUUAAAAAAAAAAAGUGGCGGAUUUUUCGAAGCUGCAAAUAUCAACAUUGCAAUUGCGGAGUUCGUUGUGGAGAUCAGAAAAUUCACUCAUUUCGCCAUUAUCAAUUGUACACACUCUAAACUGGGUUGAUUGAUGUCCAAUUGAUGCAAUUUCUCCAAAUCUGAUUCAAAAUUUGGAGGUAAACUGUAGCUCUUAACUAAUUUCUUAAAACACCCUUUUAUUUUUCUGUUGUUAUAAUCCUGAAAAUGGACAUAUCGUUGCCACUGGAUCAGCUAAGGAGCACCUGUAAGUAUGUUGCUUUCUUGAAAAACCCACAAGUUUUAAAGGAAAGAUUUCAUCUUUAUGGGCAUUGCUCUUUAUUCAGUAAGAAAAGGUACAAAAAUGCGUUUUUUAAGAUCAAAGGCUCACUUUCUGAACAUAGGUUUAUAAAGCCAAGACCAAUGUUAAAACCUUCAAAAAAGGAGGAAAAUUUGAUUGAAGAAAAAGUGACCCAAAAUGAGGAUUCUUCAAGUUCAGGGAUUAGUGCACAAAUAGAGAAGUUAGUUUUUCAUAAAAGGUAUCACGAGGCGCUUGAUUUUUUCGAGCUGUUAGAAUGUGAAGGUGGUUGUCAGUUAGGUAGUAGCACUUAUGAUGCUUUGAUUACUGCUUGUAUUGGGUUAAGGUCAAUCAGAGGUGUUAAAAGGGUGCAUAAUCAUAUGGUUAGUUCAGGAUUGGUAUUAGACCAGUAUUUAUGGAAUAGGGUGUUGUCUAUGCAUGUGAAAUGUAAGAUGAUGUUAGAUGCACGUAUGAUAUUCGAUGAAAUGCCCGAGAGGAACUCGAUUUCUUGGAAUACGAUGAUUGGUGGGCUAGUGGAUUUAGGGGAUUAUGUAGAGGCGUUUAGGUUGUUUUUCGUGAUGCUGGAGGAGGAAGAGGAGGAGUUCUCUGGUUCUGAUUCUCGGAUAUAUGCCACGAUGAUUAGAGCAUCUUCUGGUUUAGAGGUUAUUUCUUUGGGACAGCAGUUGCAUUGUUGUGCUUUGAAAAUGGGGGAAGACGAUAAUGUUUUCAUGUCUUGUGCUUUAAUUGAUAUGUACAGCAAGUGCGGUAGCAUAGAGGAUGCUCAGUUUGUUUUUGAUCAGAUGCCGGUGAAGACUACAGUAGGGUGGAAUACGAUUAUUGCUGGUUACGCUCUCCAUGGCUAUAGUGAGGAGGCUUUACGUAUGUACUAUGAGAUGCGAGAUGCUGGUGUCAAAAUGGAUCACUUCACAUUUUCAAUCAUUAUCAGAGUUUGCACUAGAUUAGCUUCACUAGAGCAUGCUAAACAAGCUCAUGCUGGGCUAGUUCGACAUGGAUUUGGAUUUGAUAUAGUCGCCAACACAGCACUAGUUGAUUUCUAUAUCAAAUGGGGAAGGAUAGAAGAUGCUCGGAAUGUUUUUGAGAGGAUGCCCAAAAAGAAUGUUAUUUCCUGGAAUGCCUUAAUAGGUGGAUAUGGUAAUCAUGGCCAAGGGAUCGAGGCUGUUGAGCUAUUUGAGCGAAUGGUUUGCGAAGGAAUGAUGCCCAAUCAUGUUACUUUUCUGGCUGUUUUAUCUGCAUGUCGUUAUUCUGGUUUAUCAGAUCGUGGGUGGGAAAUAUUUGAAUCAAUGAGUAGAGAUUACAGUGUGAAGCCUCGAGCAAUGCACUAUGCAUGUAUGAUUGAAUUGUUGGGUAGAGAAGGACUUUUAGAUGAAGCUUUUGCAUUAAUCAGAGAUGCUCCUUUUAGGCCUACUAUUAAUAUGUGGGCGGCGUUACUGACAGCUUGUAGAGUCCACAAGAAUUUUGAGCUUGGAAAAUUUGCAGCUGAGAAACUGUACGGUAUGGAACCAGAAAAACUUAGCAAUUAUGUGAUGCUUUUAAAUAUCUACAACAGUUCCGGCAAGCAAGAAGAAGCUGCUGCAGUUGUUCAAACAUUGACGAGAAAAGGUCUGAGGAUAAAGCCAGCAUGUACAUGGAUAGAAAUAAAGAAGCAGCCACAUGUUUUCCUGUCCGGAGAUAAAUGCCAUGAGCAGACGAAGGAGAUAUAUCAAAAAUUGGAUGAGCUUAUGCUGGAGAUUUCCAAGCAUGGCUAUGUUACAGAGGGAAAAACCUUACUACCCGAUGUAGAUGAACGGGAACAAAAAUUGCCACAUUAUCACAGUGAAAAGUUGGCAAUAUCUUUUGGGCUCAUAAGCACAUCCAGUUCAACCUCACUGCAACUUGUUCAAAGCCAUAGGAUUUGCAACGAUUGUCACAAUGCAAUUAAGUUGAUAGCCAUGAUUACUAAGCGAGAAAUUGUUGUUAGGGAUGCCAGCAGAUUUCAUAGAUUCAAGAAUGGCACUUGUUCUUGUGGUGACUACUGGUGAUUCAGUUCUAACCUAUAUGUGAACCAUACUUUUAUAUGUAAUUCAUUUAUUUUUGCUGAUUCUUCUUUGUUGUUAUGAGAAUCAUCAUAUGGAUAUACCUUGCUGUUGGCAUUGAAGAUCAUUACAAAUUUUGUCAUA